UGCAGUUAAAACGGCACGCAAUCAAUCUCACAUUGAAUUUGUGACUGACGUCCGUUUGCGAAACAAUACCGGCAAAUACAUUUGGCUUUGCUUUGCGCACUAUGUCUGAUUCUGCAUGUAUUAUCAACAACGUCAAGUGAUACUUGGCUCACGGUGCACAGAGAAAAUCAUUGAUUUAGAACGACGCCCGGACUCCGGACUCAGACAAGACACCGAGGUCACCGGGACAAUGGCAGAUCCCACACAACAGACAGAUCCCAAGGACUCAGAGCACAAGCUAGUGCCACACAGAAACUUCAACCUGAUCACGGGGAUCCACUCUCCAGAGGAAGUGGACAGGAUCCAGAACUGGGAGACCCGAGACUCUGACGUAUUUGCCAUCACAUAUCCCAAGUCAGGGACAAUCUGGAUGCAGCAAAUUCUCCUCCUCAUCCACUCCAAGGGCGAUGUCACGGCAACCACUGGCCAGCUCAACUCUGACAGCGUCCCUUGGAUCGAGCUGAUGGGCAGCGAGAAGACGUUUGUCUGCGCCCCCUCCCCCAGGCUGCAAGUCUCCCACCUGCAGUACCAGUUCAUGCCUCUACGGCUGAGACAGAAGAGGGGCAAGGUGAUCUAUGUGGCCAGAAACCCUAAGGAUGUUCUGGUCUCCUAUUACCACUUCCACAAGUAUGCCACUAUGCUACAGACGCCAAAGAACUUCACUGAGUUCUUUGAGAAUUUCAUGGAGGGUAAUGUGUAUGGGAACUGCUGGUUUGAGCACAUCCAGACAUGGUAUUCUCACAGAGCAGAGAUGAACUUCCUGUUCCUCAAGUAUGAAGACAUGGUCCAGGACCUGAGGUCGGUUGUGCGGCAGAUGUGUUUGUUCCUGGAGCAGGACCUGACGGAGGAGCAGGUGGGCAGGGUGGUGCAGAACAGCACCUUCAGCACCAUGAAGCAGAACCCCCAGGCUAACUACAAGUGUGUGUCUGCCAGCCUACUGGACCACAGGGCGGGUACCUUCAUGAGGAAAGGUACCAUCGGAGACUGGAAGAACAACUUCACAGUAGCCCAGAAUGAGAAGUUUAACCGUGUCUACCAGGAGAAGAUGAAAGACUGGCCUCUCUCCUUUAAGUGGGACAUCCAUGAUAACAGGACCGUGUGAUGUCAUCACUGUUGGACACAAAGUUGUUCAAUGAGACUAGACAUCUUUACUCAGUCUACAAAUUAUUUAUCUAUAUAUAUCUAUCUGUCUUGUAUUAAAAUUGCUUUACAGAUUUUAAGUUCCCAAUAUGAAUUUUAUAUUCACAAUAUGCACAGCUUUGUAAUAAUUACAAAAUGGUAUUUGGGAUACGUACAAUUUCUUUACUUUCACUCCUCAAUGGACUUGCAUUGUCUCUGUAUAUAUUUUGUAUAUUAUUGUAAUGAAUGUAAAAUAAUAAUUAAAAAACAAAUCACCUAUAAAUCCAGUUGGUUUAGUCAUCACAAUACCCAUUCAAUAGCCUGGCUGCCAGCCCAACUUCUCCCCACCCACAAAAAAAUUUGGUCGGGAAGUUGGGUCUGGAGG
Messenger RNA from Hypomesus transpacificus, 1543 nucleotides. Its product is annotated as amine sulfotransferase-like. Gene Ontology annotation, molecular function: sulfotransferase activity. The transcript is spliced from 7 exons. Gene Ontology annotation, cellular component: cytoplasm. Lineage: Eukaryota; Metazoa; Chordata; Actinopteri; Osmeriformes; Osmeridae. Gene Ontology annotation, biological process: sulfation. The record is from RefSeq and is a predicted model, not a curated record. The coding region runs from base 116 to 1141 and encodes 341 amino acids.